Ceratosolen solmsi marchali is the source of this 1247-nucleotide messenger RNA. RefSeq names its product protein unc-80 homolog. The transcript has 9 exons. The record is from RefSeq and is a predicted model, not a curated record. Gene Ontology annotation, cellular component: axon; cation channel complex. The coding region runs from base 60 to 1247 and encodes 395 amino acids. Lineage: Eukaryota; Metazoa; Arthropoda; Insecta; Hymenoptera; Agaonidae. Gene Ontology annotation, biological process: monoatomic cation homeostasis. Gene Ontology annotation, molecular function: monoatomic cation channel activity.
CUUUACAAUUUUUAUAUAAUCGUUUAAGAAGAAUAAAUGAAAAUUCUUCUAUACAACAAAUGCCUCGACGGCGUAGCAAUUCAUUACCAAUUCCAAAAAUUGAAGUUUCUCUUUAUCAAAGUCCAGAAAGCAAAAGAAGAAACGACAGAGAUGCUACAGAUUCUGAAGAUCCUAAAGGUCCAAUUUUAUCUACUGAUUUUACAUCUGGCGAUGUUAUAUCGAAAAUGCAUACGGAAAUUAGCCAUACAAGAACAGCUAGUGAAAAAAGUAAAAAGCGAAUGAAAAUGGCUGAUCUUAAAGCUUUUGUUGAAACUAAGUUACUUUCGAAAUCUGAAAAAGCUUUGGAAAAAAUUGGUCAUGAAGAUUCAAAAACAAUUUUCGAACAAGAAUAUCAUCGAAGCUUAGAUACUGGCGAAGGCAGCUUGACAAGACAACCUUCUAUUUCUUCAAAAAGUUUUGAUGCAAGGGACCCUGAUUACAUAGAACAUCCUACAAAUUUAAUAAAAGGAAAAAGUAUGCCAAGCUUAAGAUAUAUUGGUGACACAAAAGUGGAGAGAAAACAAAGUCGUUUUUAUAGCCAAUCAAGCGCAGUACCGAACCCUAUAAUAACCGUUACAGAACACACUCCCACUCCUUCUCCUGAUUAUAUGAAACGACUGGGGUCUAUUGAUAGUCAAUUAGAUGCUAUGACGAGUCACGGACGACAAUUGAAAAAUGAUAGAAAAUCGAGUCUUACAAGAUCGCAAACAGACUCCAAUAUUACAUAUUCAGGAGAUGAAACACCUGAAGCACCUGGUUCAAGUUAUUACAUUACGAAAGAUGGUGAUAUCAAUUUGCAUUCAGUUUUAGAGGCAAUACAGAAUAUAUCAUUGCGGAAUAAUCAGAGUUGCACACUUCGUAUUUGUGAGUCCAUUUUAAAUUUAAUUGAGCUUUUAAUGGAUAUGGGUAUUUUGAAGCAGUCUUUAAGAGACGAUUCUUUAGAAAAUAAUCAAGAUUCAUUUGACAAAUAUGAUUGUGGAAAUAAAAAACAAGAAUCACAAGAUAGUGGUGUUCAAAAAGAUGAAAUUCAAAUAACUGCCCACAAUUUAAUGAUGAACUGUACUAUUCGAAUUUUGCAUCAUUUAGGUUGUCCUCAUGGUUGCUUGGAUGGAAUACGCGGACCUCAAGCUGACUUUUGUCGAUCUCAAAUACAAACUAUUCUCAAUAAGUUGCAUGCAGCUAGUUCAAAAUCAAAAACGUGGUUCUAG